This is a messenger RNA of Phalaenopsis equestris, 1145 nucleotides long. Its product is annotated as cinnamoyl-CoA reductase 1-like. The record is from RefSeq and is a predicted model, not a curated record. The coding region runs from base 32 to 1009 and encodes 325 amino acids. Gene Ontology annotation, molecular function: oxidoreductase activity, acting on the CH-OH group of donors, NAD or NADP as acceptor. The transcript is spliced from 6 exons. NCBI's taxonomy places the organism in Eukaryota, Viridiplantae, Streptophyta, Magnoliopsida, Asparagales, Orchidaceae.
ACCUAAGCUCGAAGAGGGCGGAAGACUGACAAUGAGCGGAGCUGGGAAGUUGGUCUGCGUUACCGGAGCCUCCGGCUUCAUCGCCUCGUGGCUCGUUAAGCUCCUUCUCCAACGAGGCUAUACUGUCAAAGCCUCAGUGAGAGAUCCCGCUGAUCCGAGAAAAACGGAACAUUUGAGAGCACUUGAAGGAGCCAAUGAGAGGCUUCAUUUGUUUAAAGCUAAUUUAUUAGAGGAGGGAUCCUUUGAUGCUGAAAUUUCUGGGUGUGAUGGUGUCUUCCAUACAGCAUCUCCAUUUUAUCAUUCUGUCACUGAUCCGCAGGCUGAGCUUAUAGAUCCUGCAGUGAAGGGAACCCUCAAUGUGUUGAAUUCCUGCUCUAAAUCAUCUUCUACUGUUAAAAGGGUAGUAGUGACUUCAUCGAUGGCAGCUGUUUCGUACAAUGAAAGACCUCGUAAUCCUGAUGUUACAGUGGAUGAAACAUGGUUCUCCAAUCCAGAUUUAUGCAAGGAAAAAAAGGUUUGGUAUGUUUUGUCAAAGACAUUGGCAGAGGAGGCUGCUUGGAAGUUUGCAAAAGAUCAUGAUAUUGAUUUGGUUACAAUAAAUCCUGCGAUGGUCAUUGGCCCCCUUCUUCAGCCAACACUUAAUACAAGCAACGAAGCAGUACUGAAAUUAAUUGAUGGAAGUAGUUCGUUCCCCAAUGUAACGUUCGGAUGGGUUGACGUAAAAGACGUUGCUGAAGCACAUAUUCUGGCAUUCGAAAAUCCUUCCGCAAGCGGACGCUAUUGUUUAGUCGAAAGAGUGCUCCACUUCUCUCAGCUCGCCAAGCUCAUCAAAGAACUAUAUCCUUCCAUUCAAGUUCCUGAGAAGGCUGCAGGUGAUGAGCCCUUUAUCCCAACUUAUCAUGUUUCGAAGGAGAAGGUGAAGGGGUUGGGUAUCAGCUACAGGCCAUUUGAGGAGAGCCUCAAAGAAACUAUAGAGAGCUUGAAGGAGAAGGGCUUUGCCAAGCUGUGAGUAGUUGGAAUGAGAAUGGAGAAAUUAAUUACUCUGAAUUCUGGUACUGUUGCAAGAAAAUAACUUUUUUGUGCUUUAUAUUAUGAUAAUCAAAUUUGGAUUUUGAUGAAAAAAUUUCUACGUUUUUUGCAUUUUA